UGGCAAGCGAGUCUUAUGGGAGGAGUUAAAAACUCUGAUAUCAGGAAGGGGGGGGGAAUAUAUGUCUGGUGGGAGAUUUCAAUAUAGUUCGGAGAAUGGAGGAAAAGGCUGGAAGAAGUGGUUUGACGGUGGAGAUGAGAGAAUUUGAUAAUUUUAUUUGUGAAUCAGAGCUGUUUGACAUUCCUCAUGUGGGCAGAAAGUACACUUGGUAUCAGGCUAAUGGUAAAUCCAUGAGCAGACUAGACAGAUUUUUGCUUUUUGAAGGGUGGCUAUCAAAGUGGGAUGAGGCUAGACAGUGGGGAUUAUGCAGAACAGUAUCAGAUCAUUGUCCAAUUCUGCUUAGACAUAAUAAAGUUGAUUGGGGGCCUAAGCCAUUUAGAUUUUUUGACUCAUGGCUGGAAUUAGAAGGGUGCAGAGAACUGAUAAAAGAUGUGUGGAACAAGGCUAACAUUCAAGGGUGGGUUGGAUUCCGCCUUAAGGAGAGACUGAAAUUAACUAAGGAGGCACUAAGGAAGUGGAACCAAAACCUAGUCUCGGAUAUUGACAACAAAAUAAACAAAGCAGUAGCCGAGAUUGCUCAAGUAGAUUUAAAGGGAGAGAGGGAACAACUGAUGGAGGAGGAGAUCAAGGCGAGAAUGGAGGCCUUUCUAGAUUUGUGGAAGAAUCUAAAGCACAAAGAAAGCAUGCUACAACAGAAAUCAAGGAAAACUUGGCUGCUAAAUGGAGAUGCGAACACAAAGUUUUUCCAUAAUUGUGUGAAAGGAAGAUGGAAGAGAAAUGAAAUGAACAGCAUAUAUGUGCAAGGAACCCAGAUUGUAGAAGUGAGCAAAAUGAAAGAGGAGAUUUCAUCUUACUUUGAAAGUAUGUUUAAAGAAGAGCAGGGGGAGAGACCAAAAUUAGAUGGGAUAUGCUUUAAACAAAUAACUGGGGAAGACAAUAGCUCACUCAUCAAACCAUUCAAUGUAGAAGAGAUAAAGGUAGCAGUAGAAGAUUGUGAUAGCUCGAAAGCACCAGGCCCCGAUGGAUUCAAUUUCAGAUUUGUCAAGAGUGAAUGGGAGGUAAUUAAAGAGGAUGUCAUAGGAUUCCUACAAGAUUUUCACAAGAAUAGCAAAAUGGUGAGGGGACUAAAUACCUCUUUCAUCGUCCUCAUCCCAAAAGUGGAUAAUCCAUAGAAGAUUGAGGAAUUCAGACCCAUUUCUCUCAUUGGUGUGAUGUACAAAAUUCUUGCAAAGAUUUUAGCCAACCGGUUAAAAAAGGUACUUGAUGGGGUAGUUGGUGAGCAACAAAUGGCGUUCAUUAGU
Messenger RNA from Rubroshorea leprosula, 1301 nucleotides. The record is from the annotation of a GenBank genome assembly. Lineage: Eukaryota; Viridiplantae; Streptophyta; Magnoliopsida; Malvales; Dipterocarpaceae.